Molecule: messenger RNA, 420 nt
Organism: Camellia sinensis
Lineage: Eukaryota; Viridiplantae; Streptophyta; Magnoliopsida; Ericales; Theaceae
Source: RefSeq, a predicted model, not a curated record
AUGAGGUAUACGCAAAAGAGGGUUACGCCAUCACCCUUUUCAUGGCGCAAGAAGCCAAAAGUUAUAGAUGAUGAUGCUGAUGAUGAUAAAUCCAAGGGUCUAAAGUGCAGCAAAUUGUCUGUCGAAGAAAUUGAAGAGAUUCGUGGUGAGUUAUUGUCCGACCUGGAGAAACCAAUGUCGUGCCAUAAGUGUCAAGGGCUUCACGAGAUUAAGGCUGCGAUGAGAGUGAAGGAGUUUGAUGGAGACAAUGAUGAAAAACCAGUUGAUGAUUGUUCGAUUUGUUUGGGGGAGAUAUGUGCAGGAAUGAUGGUUGCGAUAACGCCUUGCUUGCAUAUGUUUCACAGAGAUUGCUUGUUUAAGUGGUUGCCAAAGACUAGUCAAUGUCCCUUUUGUAGGUCAUUUUGUGCUACCAUGGUUUAG